Bacidia gigantensis is the source of this 1992-nucleotide messenger RNA. RefSeq lists its product as uncharacterized. NCBI's taxonomy places the organism in Eukaryota, Fungi, Ascomycota, Lecanoromycetes, Lecanorales, Ramalinaceae. Gene Ontology annotation, biological process: proton motive force-driven ATP synthesis. The transcript has 5 exons. Gene Ontology annotation, cellular component: cytosol; COP9 signalosome. The coding region runs from base 1 to 1992 and encodes 663 amino acids. The record is from RefSeq and is a predicted model, not a curated record. Gene Ontology annotation, molecular function: proton transmembrane transporter activity.
AUGGCGUCCCGACUCGCCAAAAGCGCUAUCGGCGCCUCUCGAGUCCGCCCUGUAGUGCCCUUCCGCGCCCUUCCUCCCAUUGCAACAUCCAAUUCUCCCUGCCGACAUGCCUCAAAUACUCCAGCUCAAGAGCCAGCAACAAAGGCGCAGACUCUGAUUGACGCUCUUCCAGGCUCGUCCUUAAUCUCAAAGACCGCCAUCCUUUCUGCGGGAGCUAGUUUGUCGGUAUGGGCAAUCGCCAACGAGAUCUACGUUGUUACAGAAGAGACGAUCACAGCCAUCUGCACAGCUACGGCUUUCGGAGGAAUUUUUUACUAUGCGAAACCUUACUACGUAGAGUGGGCUCAAGCCCAUAUUGACAAGGUCAAGGGGAUCCUCUACCAAGCCAAACAGAAUCACCGGGAUGCGAUCUCCGACCGAGCCAAAAAUGUCCAGGAGCUAGGCGGCGUAAUAGAUAUCACCAAAGCUCUUUUCGAGGUUUCGAAGGAAACCGCACGGUUAGAAGCUCAAGCAUAUGAACUUGAGCAAAAGACCGCAGUCGCAAAUGAAGCGAAGACCGUCCUUGAUUCAUGGAUUCGUUAUGAGGGCCAGGUCAAGGCAAGACAACAAAGAGAGCUCGCAGAAAGUAUCAUCAGCAAGAUAAAUAAAGAGUUGGAAAAUCCCAAAAACCUACAACAAAUACUCAACCAAAGUGUUUCCGACGUUGAGAGAGCAUUCAAAAUGGCUUCUCCUGAGGUCACUUCCGCUAUCUCACAACUCGAAGACCCAGCCUCCACUCAGUCUAACAAGGCUUCUGGAUACUCCGAACUCCUGACGCGCAUAGCCUCCGACCCCACAUCACCCCACUUGCCCUCGAAUCUCACAGCUUUCAUAGAAUCAGUCCUUGGCGAGACGAUCGGCGUAGUAGCUGCAAGACCACUCCUAGCAUCCGCCGUGAACGCCAUCAAGACCUUCAAAGACUCUGAUUCUAAGGUUCAAGUUGGGACUAGAGCAGUCCAAGCCUUGGAAUCACGCGUCGUCUCUUUCGAAGAACAGGAUGCCCAUCUCCGCCACACACUUGCUGACGCCUACGAGUCGCAAGAGGAAUGGCUAGAAUCAGCCCAAGUCUUACAGGGUAUCAAUCUGGAUUCAUCCCAACGAAAGAUCACAGAUCACGCCAAAGUCGACACGUGGAUCCGCAUAUGCCGUCUCUAUCUCGAAGAAGAUGAUCCUACAACUGCUGAAAGCUACCUCAACAGAGCGAAGAACAUCAUCUACAGAAUCCCCACAACCGGCGCAGAAGCAGAACUACACAUCAAUUUCCAGCUCUCACAAGCCCGUAUCCUUGACUCCCAGCGCCGCUUCCUCGACGCCUCAGCCGCGUACCAUAACAUCUCCUUCAAUCAGGCAGUAGAUGAGGAAGAACGACUCAAGACUCUCAGCAUGGCUAUUACUUGUGCUGUGCUCGAGCCAGCUGGACCGCCUCGAAGCAGAACGCUCGCGAAGCUCUACAAAGACGAGCGUGUGGCUCAAGUUCCUGAAUACGGCAUCCUUGAAAAGAUAUUCCUCGACCGUCUGCUCGGCCCAGCAGAAGUCGAGAAGUUCGCUGCAGGGCUAGCUCCGCACCAGCUUGCGAAAACAGGGGAUGGAACUACAGUGCUCGCAAGAGCAGUGGUGCAGCACAACCUGCUUAGUGCGAGCAAGUUGUAUGGAAAUAUUGGGGUCCGGGAUUUGGGAAAUCUGCUGGGCUUGGGACCCGAGAAAGCGGAGGAAUAUGCGAGUGCGAUGUUGCAGCAAGGGAGACUGGUGGGAAGAAUCGAUCAGAUCGAGGGUGUCAUCUUCUUUGAUCAGGAUACGGAGGGGCCGGAUGGGAGGAAGCAGGCGCAAAUGGUGGGGAGGGAGUUAAGGAAGUGGGAUGCGAAGGUUCAGGGGGUUGCAGAGGAAGUCGAGAGGGUAGCAAGCUUAUUGCAGGCCAGGCAUCCGGACUUUGCUCAGGCCAACAUGGUCCAUUGA